Cynocephalus volans (Philippine flying lemur) is the source of this 1920-nucleotide messenger RNA. It is a transcript of the gene CACNG6, whose product is annotated as calcium voltage-gated channel auxiliary subunit gamma 6. Gene Ontology annotation, cellular component: L-type voltage-gated calcium channel complex; membrane. The transcript is spliced from 4 exons. Gene Ontology annotation, molecular function: calcium channel regulator activity. The coding region runs from base 913 to 1698 and encodes 261 amino acids. The record is from RefSeq and is a predicted model, not a curated record. Lineage: Eukaryota; Metazoa; Chordata; Mammalia; Dermoptera; Cynocephalidae. Gene Ontology annotation, biological process: calcium ion transport; regulation of calcium ion transmembrane transport via high voltage-gated calcium channel.
UCUCUGAGCUUCCGUGCGGACCACAGCCCCUGGGCCUGGGCCCCGGUGGAGACCCCGGUCUCCCUCCGGAGCCUCCGUGUCUGGACUCCGCUGCCUCCCAGCCGCCGAUCCUCUUUCUCAGCCUCCGUACAGACCUUCCCCGAUCUUUUCUCUGAGUGGCUGGGGAGACCUCCAUCUUUCCCCCCCGAAUUCCUGCGGGUGUCCAGUCCUUCUCCUCUGAACCCCAGCCGGGACUGUUCAGCUCCUACGAAUGCUGGGCAAUCCCACGGCCUCUCUCGAGACUCACACAGAGUUCCGGCCUCGUCUUCUGCGCUCCCCUGGGGACACGGUUUUUCCUUUUCUGAACCCCAGAGGAUACACUCUUCUCAAACUCUGAGCCCUGCGGAACCCCGGCCACAUCUCCUCUUACGCGCACAGGGGGUGUCCGCUCCCCUUCCUGGGAACCCCGACCUCGGAGCCCUCGUGGGUGCUCAGGUCCCUUUCCUCCGGGAACGCAGUGUUCCCUUCGUGACUCUUCCCGGUGGAGACCCCGGAGCAGCCCCUCCGAGCUUCCUCGGGGACGCGGUUUUCCUUCCUCUGGCGCCCUCAGGCGCCCCGCGCGCGCAUGCAGGUCCUGUCUCGGAGCCGCGGGGCGAUCUCGCUUUCCCUCUGGGUGCGACGUGCUUUGCUGCGUUCUUGUGGCUCUCUGAACCUCGGGGGCUUUCCCAGCCUGGGGAUCUCGUUGUUUCUCUGCUCAGCCCCAGAGGCCAGGUUUCAGGGCGGACUCGGAUCUCAAAGAAUCUAGUGAACACUGAGCCCCUCACCCGCUUUACGACCCCAGACGGCUCCCCACUCGGCCUCCCGCUCGCUCUUCAAGACCCCUCCUCAGCCCUGCCUCCUUUGCACCUGCCCCGGACCCCACCGGCCAUAAGGAUGAUGAUGUGGUCCAACUUCUUCAUGCAAGAGGAGGACCGGCGGCGGGCGGCCGUGGGCCUGCGGAGGGCUCGCGGGCAGCAGCGGUCCGGGCUGACGCCGGAGCGUCAGGGGAAGAUCAAGCUGGCGCUGCUGGUGGCCACCGUGGGCGCCACGCUGUCAGUGCUGUCCGUGGGCACCGAGUUCUGGGUGGAACUCAACACCUACAAGGCCAACGGCAGUGCCGUGUGCGACGCUGCCCACAUGGGGCUGUGGAAGGUGUGCACCAAGAGACUGUGGCAGGCCGACGUGCCGGCGGGCAGAGAGACCUGCGGCCCCGCGGAGCUGCCCGGAGAAGCAAACUGCACCUACUUUAAAUUUUUCACCACGGGGGAGAAUGCAUGCAUCUUCCAGAGAACCACAAAGAAAGAGGUAAAUCUGGCAGCUGCGGUGAUAGCAGUGCUGGGCCUGGCAGUCAUGGCCUUGGGGUGCCUCUGUGUCAUCAUGGUGCUCAGUAAAGGUGCAGAGUUCCUGCUCCGUGUGGGAGCCAUCUGCUUUGGCCUCUCAGGCCUGCUGCUUUUCGUGAGCCUCGAGGUGUUCCGGCAUUCCGUGCAAGCCCUGCUCCAGAGAGUCAGCCCUGAGCCUCCCCCGGCCCCACCCCUGACCUACGAAUACUCCUGGUCUCUGGGCUGUGGCUUGGGGGCCGGCCUGGUCCUACUGCUGGGGGGAGGCUGCUUUCUGCUGCUCACUAUGCCUUCCUGGCCCUGGGGGUCACUCUGUCCCAAGCGGGUGCAACAGGUCACCUAGAGCCACCAGCGUGCUUUACUUAAGCAACUGCCAAACCCUUCUUUUUUCUCCAUUGUUCUUCACAAAAUCAUUUGCUCCAUCUUCCAGUGAAACUGUUCUCCCAGCUCCGGGACCCACGUUGUUUCCACAAACCUGCCUUUUUUUCCCUCAUCUUUUUCCUCUGUAAAUAUAUUUUUCCUGGCUGAAUUUGGGUCAGUUGGGGGUGGGAUGGGAAGAGGUUUU